AUGGAGACAUCCGGUAGAGACUCUGAAUCAGGAACUGUUACUCUUCACGCACUAUCCGCAGGACACUUCACUUUGCCUGAGUAUCAAUUCAUAUCUCCUGUCGUAGAGACGGCGCGCAGGACAGUACCGUCACUAGCGUUUCUGAUACAACAUGCCAAUAAGUCUGGCCGCAUCACAAGGAUCGUCUUCGAUCUUGGUCUGCGAAGAGACACGAACAGAUAUGCCGAACCAAUCCGAAAAUACAUCACAACUAGACGACCGAUGACUACUCGUCCAGAUGUUGUCGAAGGUUUGGCAAGAGGAGGUUUGACGCCGAGGGAUAUCGACUAUGUGAUCUACUCUCAUGUGCAUUGGGAUCACAUUGGGGAGCCAAGAGACUUUCCAGACUCAAUCUUUAUCGUAGGCUACGGCGCGCUCGAUUUGCGGAGUGGGGCGGGAGCCAAACUGCGAGGAGGCCAUCCGUUCUUCGAGCAUGACUUACUGCCCGAAAGCCGAACUAUCGAGCUGUCAGAUCCGAAGGAGGAGAGAGGGGUAUCUUCAGCUCACCAAUCCAGCGUGCAAAAUUUCGACACAACACGGGCUUUGACAGCAUUCAAACAUCUGCCCAACACACUCGAUCUCUUCGGGGAUGGCAGUGUUCUGAUUGUAGAUGCACCAGGUCAUCUUGCCGGUCAUAUAAACAUAUCGGUCAAAGUUACAGAUGAUCGUCACGUAUAUCUUGCAGGCGAUGCCUUCCAUGACCGAAGACUUUUGACCGGUGAGAAGGACAUUGGAACUUGGCGCGAUGUUGAGGGUCAUGUUUGUUGCAUCCACGCCGAUCGCCAGACAGCUGCCGAGACCAUUGAUCGGAUUCGUAAACUCGAAUUAGAUGGUGUCGAAGUGAUUGCAGCGCAUGAUCCGGAGUGGGAGAACCUGAACCAGUGUCGAUUCUUUGGGGUGACUAUCGAAACACAACCAUGA
Aureobasidium subglaciale EXF-2481 is the source of this 960-nucleotide messenger RNA. RefSeq lists its product as uncharacterized. The record is from RefSeq and is a predicted model, not a curated record. Bases 1 to 960 code for a protein of 319 amino acids. Lineage: Eukaryota; Fungi; Ascomycota; Dothideomycetes; Dothideales; Saccotheciaceae. The transcript is spliced from 2 exons.